AACAAGCCAUCAUCAUCAUUCAUUCAUUCAUUCAAAACUCAAAACCAAAUUAAACCAGAAUGCCAAAUCAGACUACAACUGUUCUCCACGACGAUGACAAAAGAUAACACCACCACCGGACCACCGUCCACACCCUCCCGGAGACUCAACUUCCUCGGUUGUUUCGGCUUUUCCGGCGAGAAUAUGAAUAUACAACUCACAGAUCAUAAACUCAACUCAACCAGCCGGCGGCGUAGCCGGAUCUUUAAGUGGAGCUUCAGUUGCAAGAAGUCAACAACUACCAAAACAGUUCACGUUGACUUUAACACCGUCAGUUCCAAAUCGUUAAACGCAGCUCCGGUGAAGACCGAUACAACGUGGGAAAUUCAGGUAGUGGAAGAAGAUGCAACGUUGACUAAAAAACACGUGAUCAUGGUGGACACAAAACAUGUUCCGGUGGCAUCCGAGGAGGCGAAAACAUGUCGGAAAAAGUGGACAGAUGUCGUCAAACGGCAAAACGGGUCAACCCGCCGGAAAGAAAUGAAACCGGUAGCCACGUCAGCUACCGUUGAAUUAAAAACAAGUGUGAUGAUGGAUCAAAAUAAUGAAAAUAUUGUAAAUUCAAAUCCGUCCUCUUUGAAACCUUUGACUCAUUCAAUAUCUCUGCCGGCAAAAAGUAAGAGGCGGAAACCUACGAAAGUUGACAAAGGAGUUGUGGGUAAAACGACGUCGUUGUCGUCGGGUGGGGAGUUUGACUCGAUAAUUGGUAUGACAAUAUUACUCGUGAUAUUGGUGAUAAUGGUGUUAUGGGGUAAGUUAUGUGCUAUUAUUUGUACUUGUGCAUGGUUUUCGGUUGCGCCGCGAUUGGUGGCGGUUGGGGAACGGUCCGCGGUGGCUACGGUGGAGGGACGGUUGCCGGAAAUGCAGAAGAAGGUGAAUUUGGAGUCGGUGGAGUAUAAGAAAAAGGUGGUUUUGGAAGGACUUCUUCAAAGGAACCACCGGAAUGUUGUUGGGCGUUUGUAGGUUAUAAACUUAUGACAAAUUAUAAUCAUGGUUUUUUUAUUGAUUUGUUUUUCUUUUUGAAUUUUCGGAUUAAAUUUUGGGUUUUUUUUAUAGGUUUAAAGGAUGUCGUAAAUACACUGUUUUUGAACUUGUGUACUAAAGAUGAUUUUGACAAUCAACAUGAUUGUUCAUGUUCAUAGUGUUAAGGGAUGUUUGUUUCAGCUCUUA
Molecule: messenger RNA, 1209 nt
Organism: Helianthus annuus (common sunflower)
Lineage: Eukaryota; Viridiplantae; Streptophyta; Magnoliopsida; Asterales; Asteraceae
Exons: 1
Coding region: 94-1002 (302 amino acids)
Source: RefSeq, a predicted model, not a curated record